Molecule: messenger RNA, 3889 nt
Organism: Amoebophrya sp. A120
Lineage: Eukaryota; Dinophyceae; Syndiniales; Amoebophryaceae
Source: the annotation of a GenBank genome assembly
CUGAACUACGAGCCCAAAUGCAACUGUAUGCAAGACACAUCGAUUUCGAUCCCCAUCAGCAUUUCUGCGUGUGAUGUUUCUCAUGGCGCCGUCCUCUAUCCGGUUCAACCAGGUAAACAGCAGAAACAGGAUCCAAUUCAGUCAUCAAGCCCCACCUUAACGAUCCCUCAUUCUCUUACUUACAACUUUUUGGGAAGUUGUGUCAAAGGAGAAGAUUGCAACAACUAUACCAUAGGGAAGUGCAUCUGCAUAUGCAUAUAAGAAUUCAUGCGUGAUAAAAAGUACAAGUAGAGGAACCUCGACGUUUAUUUGCAUCGUACAGGAAAUUCCAAUUCUACUUGCUUGGUGUGCAACAACGGAUUAAAUCAUACAUACACAUACUAUCCAUUCAAUUCAUCUACAUACAGACUUAAGUUGUACUUCAUCAGCAGGGUUGGAAGCUUUACAGCUAGGUUUCCGAUUUUUUAUUCAAUCCGAAACGACAAAAAUGGUCGGACGUAUCCAGUGCUGCAAUGUGGUUGUUUUUGCCACACUGUUGGGUCACGCGAGGAGCAUGGUCGAGCACCCGAACAAGACCACCCCCGACGUGAGUCCCAGCACCGCCCGAGGCGCUUUCGGUGAUAGCAACAACUUGCAAACAAUCACGGAGUUUUUGAAGAGAUAUGACCCGGAAAAUGCACAAGAAAUCCUGACGCAGUCCUUUGUGGGCGCCAUGAGCCCCAUGCCGAUGCCACGUGGUGGUGAAGCGAGUGAAACUCGUGUUCUACGAGACGCUCUCGUUGGGGACCACUAUCCGGUUUCUGAGGUGGGUCUUGGUGAUCUUGAUUCUAUGCGCGCUCAGACGAUCGCGGAACCGGCCGCGGAACUGGAAAAGACCGACCAGCGCCCAAUCGCGCGAGCCGACAGCGCGUCCUCAUGCACAGCAGCACCCCGGCUGCCGUGGCUGCCGCCCCGGAGCGAAAGCAGCAAGCGUUUGCGUUGGGAACCGCCGUCGUCAACCGGGAGCCUUUUGUACGGCAGCCCGGUCGAGGGAGUGGCAAACCAAGCUCGUGCCGAGCAGCAGUCUGCACGCCAGAGACUUGAUUUUGAUGCCGACGAACCUGAAACGACGUCGUCUUCUCCCGACGGACGACAGGUCCCCAACCGGCGUCUCGCGUGGGCCGCACCUGGAGCCCUCCAGCAGCGUGCGCAGCCGCCGGCGGCACAGCCGACGCUGCAGCAGCUACGCCGAGAGCGUGAAAGCCGAAGAAGCACAAGUACGCCAGCAGGGGGAGCACAUGCACAACAGCCCUCUGCGACUGGAGCUGCUCCAGCAGUCCAGAGGCCACAGAUUCCGCCGACCUUUCAAGCUGGCUACGGAAGUAAUCCUUUUCAGACCACACAGACUCUCGGCAGUUUUCCGCUACCGCAGCAGUCGCAGCCGGCCCCCGCCGUGUACGAGCAGCGCUACAGGACCCCAGAACAGCUCGACGAAGAACUGGCGCGGGAGCCCCCGGUACCAGCACCCAUGCCGACGCCAGACACGACAACCAGCGAUGAUCAGGAGCAGGAGUCCACGUCCCGUUCGAACUACGGUGCAGGCAGUGCUUCCCAUCGUGGACGUCAUGGCUACAGCCAUUCCCCGCAGCGCCGUGAGUUUCAACUUCGCCGUCAAGGGAGCCGCUCUGGUCGACGUGAACCCUCUGGCAAUUAUCCGGACACGACAAGUGCGGGUAAUGAUCCUAGUACUUCUUCUGCCCAGGAGGAGACAACCACUAAUCCUACCGGACCCACCGUCCCAGCUAUUAACUUGUAUUCCACGCCAGAACCGCAGCAGCGCCGUAUUGCGGAUGACACGCCCAUCCGCCAGAUCGAUCUGACGACAACGCCGAGCGGUGCCGGGGCCACUUCCACCUCCGCGCGCACGACCCCUCAUGAGACCGCAACCGCAAGUUCGUCCUCCCGGGAAAGACGCUCGCAGCCUUCGUCAAGUAGUCGGCCGAGAUCGGGCAGUCGCGAGGCCGCCUAUGGUUUGUACGGCGGAAGUUCUUCCUCUAGGCGAGGACACCGCAAUGAGCGUUCCGCAGCAGCAGGAGCGGCGCCCGAGACUGGUGCAGAACCGGGUCAACAUCUUCCCGGAGGUGCUGCCGCUCCGCAGCGACCCGAGCAUGAGGAUCGUCGACCGGUGAGUUCCACAUCCCGUGAACACCGCCGUCGGCGAUCGGGCCCCUCAACGUGGCGUAACAGAAGUUCAGGAAAUCCCAGCGCCGGGCCAGUGUCGUCCGCGAUCAACUCUGUGCUCGGUGGCGGCCUUGGCCUCGCCGGUCCCAGUCUUCCGGCAUCCCGUUACCCGGCGCAUCCCGGUCCACAGAGCGAUGAACGCGCGAUGCGACGCGUGGCCAGUCAGCCACGAUUGCUGCAGCCGGCGGGCCCCGUGUCCUCCGCUCCGGCGCGCCGACGCAACGAUUCCAGUCGAGUCCGCGCCUUGCUCUUCAUGAACCCGGAACCCAUCAAUCUCCGAGCCGGAGGUCCUGGAGUUGUGGAUCAAGGUGGACCUGCAGCGGGUGCUGGUGCGAGUGGUAGUGGAGCGGCUGCUCCGGCUCCGGGAGGUGGAGCUCGGGUCUUUGUGGCUGAGCCCGAGGCAGAGCCCGAGGCAGCUGCACGUGGGCGUUUGGAUUUUCAUCAGCCGUUGCUUCCUGACUAUCCGGCAGGGUCCGCGUUGCCGGAACGACGUGCUCGCAGCAGCGGAGCCACCAUCACCCGCGGCGAUCGAGGACAGCGGAACGGUAGAAUGGUGCCUCAGCCCUUUUACUGAGCCGUGGUACGAGAAAAGCGGCCGUUCUUCUCCUGCUUUACAUCGGGAAGAUAAAAAGGAAAACUAACGGCAUACUAUGAGGAUUGACUACUUUAUGGUUCUGAUUUCAAGUUUUGGAAAUGCGAUUUUUUAUUGAUGUUUUUCCGUCUCCGAGGUAUCGCUUGCAUGAACAUUGCUUUAUUAGGCACUCGCUGUACUAUCGGUUAAGUUUUUUGAUGCUGAUUUAUCGGGAGCGAGAAAAAUUACAAAGCCUGCAGGAACCACCAAGCGAAUCGAACUUCACAGCGCUUCAUUCGCUACUGCAGCCUUCAGCACCUCCUGGGGCAAGAGGGUAAUAAAUUAAGUAAGUAAAAACAUUCCUACGGGUUUGAUGUGGACAUAGGGUCCUUGUAUUCUGAAUUAAGUGAAUUUGAACCUCAACGACUACGUGCAAACUCAAGAACCUCUGAAGUGUUUGACACCACUGUCAAGAGGGGCGCCCUCUUUAGCGGCUAAUUAAUUUCAACGUAGCUAGAAAAAUGACUGAAUUAAGAUUUUUGUUCUGUACGAUGAGUAAUUCGAUGUAGAAAUGCAGCUUCACCCUUUACUCUUACUCAUGCUACCAAAUUAAGCACUGUAUUGAACCUAAGUGAUUCCGCCAUUUUUUUUAUUCCUUUUCCAUUCUAGAAAGCACCUGCACCUCCUUGGCGAUUUACGCGAAACGGUCACGCAUUGGUUGUCGUCCUAGACAGCUGCAACUCGUCGCCUACAGUAUUGAUGAAAGUAGCCGAGGGUCUGGGAAGAAUAGAAUCAACACGAAUUUAUUUUCAUUUUUUUCAAGUAGAUUCCAUAUCCAUCGUGCUAACGUAACAUCAUUGUGGUAUUGAGUACAACGGGUGUCGUUUUAAGCCAUAGCUACACGACAUCCCAUCGUCUUUUCGCAUCUGAAGCAACCACACGACAUGCAUUCAUAGCACAAGGCAGCAGAAUUCGCUCAAGUCCCAUAGGCUCAUUUUAUUGCUUUCAUAUACUAGCGUAGGCUCAUGUCAACAUCAUAAUUUUCUCUUUCUUGCGUGACAAGCAUCGUGGCGUAAAUCUAGAAAAUAAGCAAAAUAC